AUAUAUUUUUACCUUGUGGGAAAACCAAUCGAUGUUUUCUAAUAGUAAGUAGACCCCGCAUGCUGUUCAUCUCGAGAUCUCUUCUCCCCAUUUUGUAUUUCCAGUUAUUCAAAAAAAUGUCACCUUUUCGUUUAUUAUCACUUCCUACACUUGCUUUGAAGAAUGUACUUCUUCAUAUAGACUUUAUUGAUUUGUUGGAACUAUCACUUGCUUCGAAAAAAUGUGAAAUUUACAUGAAAACUUGCUGCUUAAAAAUUGAUUCCUUGCAUUUUCAUUUUCGACGUAUUCAACUAAACUCAAAAUCCAAAUCAUUAGAGUUUGAUUUCAAUUCUGUUGUCGAUAUUUCUGCGUGUUCACGAAAAGUCAAGGGCAGCCGAUAUGACGCAUGGACAAAAAAUUACGAUGAAAGUCGAAUAAUUUGUAUUCCAACAAACUUCGAUGAAGACAUCAUUGCCGUAUUUCAACAUUUUUGGGAUUUAUUUCAAAUCAAAAAUCUCCACUAUGAUGUGGUGGGAUUCACUGGAGUAUUCCUAAAUAACACCAUGGCAAGACUCCCGAGUAAAUUGAAAAGUUUGGAAUUUGGAGAUUAUUUAUCUGGAAAUCAGGACAAUAUCGACACUAUCUUGAAUUAUUACGACAUCAGUGAUAAUCUCAAAGUUUUUGACGAAGUUUCAAAAAUACAUGAAAAGAUGAAAAAAGUGAACAAUCUCUCAUUAAUCUGUUUACCAAGCAUUCCAAUUGAAGAAUUGAUUCAACUUGACUGUGAAACAAUAAAAUUAUAUUGGAAAGAGAAUUCAGCUAUUAACGCUGUAAGAUCAUUAAUUAGCAACUGGAAGGGUAAUAAAACUCGUCUGGAACAUCUGGAAAUAUUGGCUUCUGAAGACUGGAACUUUGAUUUGGUUCUAGAAGGAAUGAAUGCAAAACCAUGGAAUCCCAGAAGAAGACCAUCCAAUUAUCAAAAAGAAGAUUUAAACAUUGACUGUACCAGUUAUAUGGACAUAGAGGGAGAUUGCCAAAUUGCAUCUAUUGGAAUAAGAGAAAACAGAUAUUUGGACUUCAUUGUAUGGUUUUAAUGAAUUUACUCAUUUUUCUAAUUCCUCAAUUAUAACUGUUCUUGAAAUAUCUAUCUCAAAAUAAUUUUCGAACUUUUGAUGUUCCUUCACAUUUCUCAUUUAGUUAGUAAUGUUAAAAAACUCAAAAAUUGGUUUCAGUAUCAAAUAAAACAUUUUAUUCUC
Molecule: messenger RNA, 1235 nt
Organism: Caenorhabditis elegans
Lineage: Eukaryota; Metazoa; Nematoda; Chromadorea; Rhabditida; Rhabditidae
Gene: F54H12.5
Exons: 4
Coding region: 60-1073 (337 amino acids)
Source: RefSeq, marked reviewed